This is a messenger RNA of Williopsis jadinii, 1801 nucleotides long. RefSeq names its product ATP-dependent RNA helicase (gene MRH4). The record is from RefSeq and is a predicted model, not a curated record. Bases 43 to 1710 code for a protein of 555 amino acids. The transcript has a single exon. Gene Ontology annotation, cellular component: nucleolus. NCBI's taxonomy places the organism in Eukaryota, Fungi, Ascomycota, Saccharomycetes, Phaffomycetales, Wickerhamomycetaceae. Gene Ontology annotation, molecular function: ATP binding; nucleic acid binding. Gene Ontology annotation, biological process: maturation of LSU-rRNA from tricistronic rRNA transcript (SSU-rRNA, 5.8S rRNA, LSU-rRNA).
GUUCAUUGCUCGGGAUAAACGCUUCAACAGAGCUUCACAUCCAUGUUCUCCCUAUCAGCAUCACCUGCCUUCGUGAAAAGCGGCACUAGAGGGCUCAGAACGUGCUGUGUGGUGCUCAAACAGAAGAGGAAGAGUCCCUUCAAGCGACUUGUUGAGCCCAUUGAGACGAGACAGAGGCCGAGAAGCGUACAGAAGAAGCCGACCGUUGCGGGCGCUCAACACGCUGAGCGUAAGAAGUCGGGUGAGUCUACGCUGCCAGUGCUGGAGACGUUUGAUUCCGGUGAGUUUAAAAGGAACGAGUCGCUUGUGUCGAAGAUCAAGAGCUUUGACGAGCUGAAAUUGGAGCCUGAUGUUAGAAGAGCCGUGGUUGGUAGUAUUAGGGAGCAGACGGUGCUGAGGGCUCAAAACUAUGAGAAACAUAGCAUCCAUAACCAGGAUCCCGAGCAGCUGGAGAUUGCUCCGUCCCCUAUCCAGACAAUAACGAUACAUCACCUUGCAAAGCACCUGAUGGAGCCCAACAUGAAGAUCUAUACUGUUGCAGCAGAGACUGGUUCAGGCAAGACAUGGGCAUAUUUGGCACCUUUGGUGGACUAUCUCAAGCAACAAGAGUCUCUUCCGAGCUGGGAAGCCAAAAUGAACAAGGCCCUGGUGCGCUCUGUGAUCCUUGUGCCGACUCAUGAGUUGACGAAUCAGGUUUAUGAGACUGUUUCACCUCUAAGAGAUUCGUUGGGACUACACUGUGCCAAAUGGGACUACAGUGUAAGCCACGAGGAGUUCAUUAAGCAGUUUAAGGACAGGAUCGAUAUCUUGAUCACCACGCCAGGGAAACUACAAACUUUAGAAAAGAUACGAGUGAUUUCUAAGCCUGAACAUAUAUUACAACAAACGACAUUCGUUAUUGUCGAUGAAGCUGAUACUCUGAUGGAUCGUUCAUUCAUCGAAGAUACGUAUGCAUCAUUUAAGAGAAUGCCUAAUAUCUCGAGGAUGAUCCUAUGCUCUGCAACUAUUUCUAACCAGUAUAACGUUGCCUUGCAAAAGAUCUUUCCAACCUCUGAACCUGAACUGUUGAUAUCUCCAAGAAUGCACAAGGCACCAAAGAACAUCCAAUUCAAGAUGGUUGAUUGCGAAAUCGCACCAUACCAAGGCUCCAAGAUGAAAGCUCUGGUUCAGAUCAUGUACGCUAUCUACAAAGAUGGAACAGAACAGAACUAUGAGAAGAGAUCGGUUAUCUUUGUAAAUAACAAACAAGACGUUUCAAAGGUUACACACAAGUUGAAGUCUUAUGGUCACGAUGUUGUCUCAUUAACUGGUGAUGAUUCACCUGCUGAAAGAGCACAGUUGAUUCACGAUUUCGUCAGCCCACCAAAGUUGUUGAAGGACAAGGAUGAAGCCAAGACUAAAGUGGAAUAUGAAACGAUUCCUGGAUCGAACAUUCAAAUAAAGAAGACCCUACCAGACGAUGGUGGCGAUGAUCAGGAGUAUAAGAGAAUGAAGGUCUUGGUGACAUCAGAUGUUUCAUCCAGAGGCCUGAACUUCUUUGGUGUUAGAAACGUCAUCCUGUACGAUAGUCCAAACACACCAGUGGACUUGCUCCAUAGAAUUGGUAGAACUGGGAGAAUGGGGCAGCCUGGUAGAGUAUUCUUGAUAACUGAUAAGAAGACGAAGAAUUGGGUGAAACAGUUCAUGAAGAAGAGAGGUGCACGCAACUGACCGAAUACACCAUAUAUGCUAAUGAAGCUAGGGAGGAAUCCCUCCCUCCAAAAUGUACAUAGUCAAACUCAUUAAACGUGGUUAACCAGUA